Saccostrea cuccullata (small rock oyster) is the source of this 3038-nucleotide messenger RNA. RefSeq names its product inter-alpha-trypsin inhibitor heavy chain H4-like. The transcript has 15 exons. Lineage: Eukaryota; Metazoa; Mollusca; Bivalvia; Ostreida; Ostreidae. The record is from RefSeq and is a predicted model, not a curated record. The coding region runs from base 89 to 2971 and encodes 960 amino acids.
AUUGUACAAAAACAGUCGAAUACGCGCAGUAUCUCUGUGUAGAUAUUAUCGAACUUGCUUUGCAGAACUUCAGUUUUACUCUUGCAAGAUGGGAGCAAUUCACAGGACCGUGCCUUUCGGAAUACUGUUGUUGGGAUUUGCUUUGUCUCAGACAACGAAAAAACCAGAGAUAUAUUACCUUCAUGUGACGUCAGAAAUCGACUUCCGGUUUGCAAAGACCGUGGUAACCAGUAAAGUUGUGAACAAGGAACCAGUUGCCAGUGAGGCCGUGUUCGAUCUUACACUUCCAAACGAGGCUUUCAUCACUGCAUUCAAAAUGACAAUAAAUGGGUCAGAAAUUAUUGGAAAAGUAAAAGAAAAAGAGAAGGCUAAACAGGAAUUUGAGGCUGCCAAAGCAAAGGGACAGAGUGCAGGUCAUAUUGUAGCCAAACCCAGAGAAACAAACAAGUUUCAAAUUCAAGUCAACGUGGCGGCCCAAGAGAAAGUGACGUUCGAACUAACAUACCGGGAACUUCUCAGGCGAACUAAAGGCUUAUACAACCAUGUUAUUUACAUCAAUCCUGGACAAGUGGUGGACGAUUUAAAAAUCAACGUCUUGAUCAAGGAAUCAAGGAAUAUCACAACCAUCAAAACCCCGCCAGUAAGAAAUGACCUUCUUACGGAAGGCCCAGAAGGUACAAAUGAAGUUGCGGUAGUUGAUCGCAUCAAUUCAACGAAGGUGUUUAUUUCAUAUCAGCCGUCCAGAGCGGAACAAGAGUCUGGAAUCUCUGGUCAGUUUAUUGUCCAGUACGACGUGGACAGAAGUGACAAUGCAGGGGAUAUACUGGUAAUGGAUGGUUAUUUUGUGCAUUUCCUGGCACCUGAGGGAAUAGAACCGAUGCCAAUGGAUAUUGUGUUUGUGCUGGAUAAAAGUGGUUCCAUGGGUGGGACAAAGAUGAGACAGCUUCAAGAAUCCAUGCUGAAGAUCUUAGAUGACGUCAAGGUAGAAGACAGAAUCAUGAUCAUCGCAUUUGACUCUUCUUUGCUGUACUGGAAAUCCGAAUUUGUUCAGGCAACGACUGGAAACAUAACUGAGGCAAAGGAUUAUAUAAGACAAACUUUUGCCGGUGGAGGCACCAACAUAGAUCUUUCACUACAGGAAGGUUUGGCAAAAUUAAUGCAGGCAACUGGAGAGGACGGUCGUGCACCUGUAUUGGUUUUUCUUACCGACGGAGAGGCCACAGUAGGGGAAACAAACACAGACAACAUCCUCAAAAAUGUGAAAAAAGCGAAUGAAGCCGAACUGCCUAUUUUUAGCCUUGCAUUUGGAAGAGGGGCAGACUUCAACAUCGUUAAAAAAAUUGCGGCACAAAACAACGGAUUUGCAAGGAAAAUAUAUGAAGAUGCGGAUGCAGCUCUCCAAAUAGCCGAGUUUUACAAGGAAAUCUCCACUGUUUUAAUGAAGAAUGUCUCAUUUAAUUAUGUUGAUGGGACAUUGUACGAUAGUACAGUUACCGACACUAAAUUCAACACUUACUUCAAAGGCUCGGAAAUGGUUGUUGCAGGAAAAGUAAAAGACCUGGACAAAUUGCAGUCAGGUAUGGUUGUAAACGGAACAGGAAGUGAAAACCAGGAAGUGGUUCUUCGCGUGCCUCCAAUGUGGUGCACCAUUUUACCAUGGCCCCAACCACCAUUUCCAUUUCCAACGCCUUCGCCACCAGUUACCACUAGAAAUCCUGGUAUGAUGGAGAAACUCUGGGCAUAUUUGACUAUAAAACAACUACUGAAGGAGAAAGAAGCUCUUGAUUCUCAGACGGAAAUUAAGAAAUUAGAGGACAAAAUUGUACAACUUUCUUUAAAAUAUCAGUUCGUGACGCCUUUAACUUCUAUGGUGGUUACACUUCCUGAUGAGACAAAGGCAAACCCCAGCGAAGUGAAACCAGCAGAACCAGAGUUUGCCGAUUCUCCUCAGCAAGGAAUAGCAGCAAUGAGAGGAAGGCUCCAUUUCUCUAAUUUUCAAAGCGCAAGAGGUGCCAAUCCCCCAAGCUUUCAUUCGCCUGUAUCCAAUGCAUUCGAUUUCAUGGACUCCGGUGCCAAUGUCCAUGUCGAUGCCGACCCACUUCCAUUUGAUCAGGGUCUAGCGGCUCCAAGUUUCACAACUUUACCUCCAGUGACCAUGAUGUUUUCCACCACCACCACCGCUUCUGCUUCACAGAAAACUACCACUCCCUCCACUUCUUCUGUUACAACAAAGCCAACCACUUCUCCUCCUUAUGUUACAACAAAGACAACCACCACUCCUCUUUCUGUUACAACAAAGCCAACUUCUCUUGCUUCCUUUACAACAAAGCCAACCACUCCUCCCUCUGUUACCACUGAUGCAACCACCACCGGACCGCAACCACCACCCAAAGCCAAAACUAGGAUACUAGAGAAAUCUCAGGUACCAUCUUUUGGAAUCAUAAUACCUGGACUGAGGAAACCUCUUUGCUUUGAUUUACCAAUGGCGACUGACUCAAUGUACGACUUAAUUAAUUCAACAUCAAUUGGAAGAGAUUAUCGAAUAAGUGGUCUGUUCGGGACAGAGAUGAUAAAUAAUAUAACAGUUACGGAUGAAAAGGUCAUGACCUUUAACAGCAAUCCGGAAGACAUCUCCAAGACCCCUGUGUACCAGACAGAUAUAGAUGGCACCACAGUUUCAGUCAGAAACACACCACUUGGAUUCCAGUUUCUUUCAGAAUUCAAUGAAACAAAGACUGACUUGGAAGGAAUUUUAUCUAUAUUCCAAGAUUACAAUGGCAAGCUUGUUGCCAUGGUUAUGGAGUCUGGUGAGUUUGUCUCGUACUUGGAUUUGAAACCGACAAUUGGAGACAAUGUUUCUUUGAAAGCAAUAACUAAAGAAUUCGGUGACGGGGUUUGUUGGUAUCUGGACAAGGAGAGCUUAACAAGGUUUUAUACUGACGUGUCUCAAUUUGAAGUUACAAUACCGUGAAAGUGUAUGUGUCUCUCUAAUGUAUUUAUCUUAAAAUUGAAUUACUUUAAAUAAAACAAACAUUAUA